This is a messenger RNA of Fusarium redolens, 1443 nucleotides long. RefSeq lists its product as uncharacterized. The record is from RefSeq and is a predicted model, not a curated record. The coding region runs from base 318 to 1154 and encodes 278 amino acids. The transcript has a single exon. Lineage: Eukaryota; Fungi; Ascomycota; Sordariomycetes; Hypocreales; Nectriaceae.
GAACCAUGUUCUGCCGUGACAAAGUGACAGUUAUAGGGUAUUUAAAAGAGACACUUUCUCAACGCCCUCAAUAAGUCUAAUAAAAACACUCAAAGUCGUAAAAUCCAGACAUGACUCUUUGCUCACUCCCUCAAGUCUUCCAUGGUCCCCCCAACCUAUAUAUUCUCCUGCUCGUCUUCUCGAAAUGGGCAUUUCUUGUACAACUCACAUUUGAUACCUAACAUUUCAAACAUCGGUCCCUGUAAACAAGCAUUCGUACAUCUACUUUACCGCUGGAGGCACAACGCCAGAAGUACCAUUUUCUGUAGAACGCAGGAAUGCCGAACUCUGACAUGGCAAGUCAUGAUGGCCCAACAACAUGCUUCGCUUUCCCUGAUCCUCUCACUGCACUGACUUUCUUCAACAGCGAUCUGACGGACUCUGUUCUACUGAGUGAUGAGGGGUUCAUCGAAGAUGAUGAUGGACGUGACGAUGAGUUCUCUGUCCCUUCGACCUUUUCGGCAAUAUUUCCUGUUGAGCCACUUCUUUUACCAUUGCCCGAGUCUAGGAGUACCAGCACGGCAGCGACGAGCCCAGGACCCAGUAGUAGCUCACAGUACGGUCUAUCUGAAAGCGAUCCAGAUAUAGACGAGACAGAAACCCCAAUACAAUACCCUGAUAAUGACUGCUUGUCCUCAGGCUCCUCUAGUGCCAGUUCUGAAAGCGACGACGAUGCUGGCAUCCUCACGUCCCUUCCUCGUCGUUUCCAGGACCGCAAUAGCCCAAAUAAGCCGCUCAGAAUCCUGACGAUCGUGUCACCAACACCAAGACUCGACACCGAAACAUCUUCCGAGCCUGGCUCAGAUUUUCCAUCGUAUCAUGUGCACCAACUCGACUGGACGCAUCCGGUCCAUGCUGGUGAGCUCCGCAAGCGCAGCGAACAACAUGACAGGGAGAUCAAGGCACUAUUUUGGGACACGAACCAUAUAUUCAGACCCACGGAUGUCCCUGGGAGUUCGCAGUACAGAACAGAGCUGAAGGACUGGCGAAGAAUGCGUCGAGAAUAUAUCAUGAACAAACCAACUGCUCAGCAGCAAGCGCAAAGUCAGCGGCUUCUACAGACAUUGCCGGAUCUUAUCAAGAAAAGAAACCGCUUCUUUGACAAGAGACCCUAGGGACCAGACUGGGUGUAAGUAUUGUAGAAGACGAAAUGUGUAAGAAAAUAUCUAUUUGCCCUACGUGAAAGAGAUUUGGGGUGUGUGGCUUUGGUGAGAAACCUCUGGUCGUUGGUUAAUCUGACGCACAUUCUGAAAUAGGUCGGCGUUGGCAUCACAGCCUCAGGGAACGGGGAAAUAUUCAGUGUCAAACAUCCAAUGUCAAAGAAACCCAGCGCCAAAAGCUGAUUACCAAUAGAUUCAUCCAUCAUGGAAUGAGUUCAUGUGAGGAGUUGUUGCUGUAAACACC